AUGGUAGCAUUACAUAUAAUUGAGGUAAAACCUUUAUACAAUGAGAGGGAAACACAGUGAAGUUAAAUUUUGCACAGUGCAACCUCAGAAAUGUGUUACAUUAACAGUUUAUUAAUUCUAACACUUAUUUCCUACACCAAUGGCUUAAUCUACAUUAACAACAAUGGUAACACAGUACGUGUUCACGACACGGUAGGGACUCAGACCUAUAUAGUGGAAGAGAACCAACCAUUGAACAUAUACUUUGACGAUUUCACCGUAACUCAUGGGUGGUGUUACAAUAAUUAUCGACAUGAUUCUAAUUUAGAAAAAAUUCUACCGCCUGCUAUUAAUAAUUCGUGUGUAUAUGUUUCAAAUGUGACUAGAAUCAUGAGUACGUUGUGGGAAUGUGUGAUAUAUGUGGACAACCCUUCUAUGGGAAUGAUUCCCGUGAAUGAUACUCUGAAGAAUAAAGACGUUAAACGUAUUAAGUUAAAUUUACACGUGAAGGGUGCAAAAAGAGUACGAAUGAUAAUAAAUGACAAGCGCAUGGAGUUUACCUACAACAACAUAUCAAGUCACUACGAUGGCUUCGCAAACUACAUAUUUGUAGAAAACACAUCCAUUUAUGCGACAUGUUUGAACACAGAGAAACGGGGGAAAGUUCAACUAAUUUUUUCGCAAACAGGCAACAAAUCGAAAGCCGUAUAUGAUUCUACAUCUCUCAUGAUUAAUUUACAUUUGGGCUUGAAUAAUUCUUACUUGGACUGCGAGUAUAUAUCUGUGGAACCCUACGACAAAUACAUCUAUAGGGUCUAUUUUAUAACUGAAUAUACUCCGUCUAACAUAUAUCAGCUUUAUAAUAAUGAUGAUAUAUCAAGUAACCUCAUCAUAAUAAUUGGAUGUAUAUCUGUUCUUCUAUUAAUAAUCACUGUUGUGGGCAUAGUCUACAGUCGGAAAAUACUGCGAAGAUCAAAUAAUGCUGAGACGCCUUACAAUGGUCUUAAAGAAGAAAAUGAAAUGACUCCAAUACCUGAAUCGAUGAACGACUCAUGUUACAGUGAAAAUUCCACUAUACAACCAAAUUAUGACGUUCCGAAAACUUCAGACUAUUCUAUACCUUAUUACCAUCGCUACGAGGAAGUAAAUUAUUUGCAAUGCAAACCAAAACCGAGUGAACCUCAACAGCGAUCGAGCAAUAUUUAUAAUGUAGCUUAUGAUCAUGUUAGAAGAUGUCGCAGUGGGAAAUAGUUCCGUCAUUAAUAAACUACGUUUAUUUAUUAUAAUAUUGAUAAUUAUUAUAUAAGCUUAGUUUUAAGACCAAUGUCUGUAUUAAUGGUGGAAAAUAAAUAAAUUUUAAUAAAAAAAAAAAAAAA
This is a messenger RNA of Spodoptera frugiperda (fall armyworm), 1355 nucleotides long. RefSeq lists its product as uncharacterized. The transcript is spliced from 8 exons. The coding region runs from base 91 to 1230 and encodes 379 amino acids. The record is from RefSeq and is a predicted model, not a curated record. NCBI's taxonomy places the organism in Eukaryota, Metazoa, Arthropoda, Insecta, Lepidoptera, Noctuidae.